Messenger RNA from Pectinophora gossypiella (pink bollworm), 1943 nucleotides. Its product is annotated as zinc finger CCHC domain-containing protein 10. The transcript is spliced from 3 exons. The coding region runs from base 198 to 611 and encodes 137 amino acids. The record is from RefSeq and is a predicted model, not a curated record. Gene Ontology annotation, molecular function: zinc ion binding; nucleic acid binding. NCBI's taxonomy places the organism in Eukaryota, Metazoa, Arthropoda, Insecta, Lepidoptera, Gelechiidae.
UGCGCACUGUGCGCAGAAUCUUUCUUUCACUCGCUCGCCAAGCAGACACAUUUCUGCCAGCUAUCGCCAGGGUUACUACGCAUUUCUCGAUUCAUUUGCGCUUUGACGAUUCAGGCUGCAACGUUCCUCAAACGCGCUUACGCUGUGCUGGUUAACGGUUAUUUUCCACCUUCUAAAAUUAACAUUCAACAAUCAUUAUGACAAUCGGCAACUACAAGAAGUAUCAGGCCCAGCGCAAGAAGCAGGCGACCCUGGCGGCGGCAUUUCCUCAGGGGAUACGUUGCCAGAAAUGCCUGGAAUACGGCCACUGGAGCUAUCAGUGCAAGAACAAGCGCAAGAUCCUGGUCUCUCCAUCUCGUACUCAAAUUCUUAAGAAGAAAUUGAAGGAGAAAGGGGAGGGUGGUUCUGGCGGAUGCAGCAAUGGCCAAUGCAAGAUCUCAAGGAAGAAAUGUAAAGACAGUGGUUGCUCUGAUGGAAUGUGUGGCAACAGUUCGUCAUCAUCAUCAUCAUCAUCAAGCUCGGACAGCUCUGACAGCUCGAGCAGCAGUGAGUCUGAAAGUGAUAGCGAGAGUGAGUCAGACAGUGACUCCUCGGACUGCUCAGAUUGUUAAUAAUUUAUAUUUUUUAUUGUGAAUAUUCAACUUCAUAAUGCUCUUACUGAUGGCAAGGUAAAUGUUAAUUUGUUACUCAAAAUCGAAAUUAUCAAUUUAUAAAAUACCUACAUAUUAUCCUUAAAAUUGUUUGACCAUUGCAUGCAUGUGUAACUUUUUUCAGGUAAAUAGGUAGGUAUCUUAUUUAAAUAUUGUUGCAACUGAACAAGCUCUCAUUUGAUGAAGUUGAAUAAGAUUCAUUUCUCAGCUGAUUUGUGACCUGACAUGUGAUUACUAUUAGUUUAAUUGAAUUUACUGCUGAGCAUUGUGGUCGAGCUUAAAUUAGGGUAGUUGCAAAUUGCCAAAAGACUGUUAUUUGAUGUACCUAAUUCAUAAAAAAAUAGCAAUUUACAACUAUUCCAUGAUACAAGAAUAUAGAUAUUUCCAAAUAAUAUAGUCAGUGUAGUAGAAAAUGUAAAUGCUGGUCGUUUAUGUGUAAUGUUUAGUGUUUAAUUGAAUAAUUAUGUUGAAUUUGCAUGUUAGCUGUCGGAGAAUGGUGUAAUUUCUUGUACAAGGGGUUUGAAGAUGUGGCUCAUUUUACGAAUUAGUUUACCCUCAUUCAUAGAUUCAUAAAGAAUGUCAUUGGAUGCAUUUUCUUUAACAGAUUAAGUAUGAAUCAAAUACCAUAAUAUCAUAUUUAGUAUUCCCAUGACCCUUAUCUUAAAGGCAUGAUGCACAAAGUAGAAUUGAAAUUAUAAAGCGCACAACAGACUUUUUCAAACCCCUUUAUAAUGGAAGAUUGACAGAUAGAUAGAUAUAGCCUUUAUUAUGGACUUAUUGUAACAAUUUUCUUUUUUUUUUGCUUAUACAUGAAAAAGAAAUAAAGAUUCGUAAUGGAAGAUUGACGAUUGAAAAAAAUGCGUUUUUAUUAAUUUUAUCAUUGAAUCUGAUCCAAAAUUACAAUAUAUAUUGAAAUAACUAUAGUAAUGUAUUUUCUCUAAGAGUUUUAAAACUGCCUGAAUGUCAAAAAAAUAAUAAUUUUAGAGUUUUGACUGUACUUACUAUGUGGCUUGUAAUAAUGUAAUGUAGACAUUUUAGUAAGAUUGUAAAUUUAAUGUUAUACUCCAAUUAAAUUAUGCAGUUAUAUAAAAUUGGUUGACCUGUGCUGAGUAUAUUUCCUCAUUGGUGCGUAACAUUUAUUUUUUUAUUAGUAUCUCAAUUUUGCAAAGCUAUUUAACUUCAAACAGUACCUAUUCUGUUUUUAACUUUCGCUCGCAAAUUUAUGCAUGCAAUCAUAUUCUGAAUAAAGGCAGAGGAGGGUAGCAUAGUACCUCGUAUGCACAUGAGUUGACA